AUGGAACGUAUGAGUGGUUUCCAUGGCUAUCGCAAGCAUGCAAAGUCAAGCUCUGCCUUGAACAUAGCAAUGGCCAAUGAUACCAACUCCAAUAGCAACAUCAACACAGGGGGUGGGCGGGGCGGUGGUGGUGGCGGCGGAGAGCGGCCCCAAACCCCGUGUGUGAUCCGAGAGCAAGACCAGUACAUGCCAAUAGCCAAUGUGAUACGCAUAAUGCGGCGUAUCCUUCCCUCCCAUGCAAAGAUAUCCGACGAUGCCAAGGAGACCAUCCAGGAGUGUGUGUCCGAGUACAUCAGCUUCAUCACCGGGGAGGCCAACGACCGCUGCCAGCGCGAGCAGCGCAAGACGGUCACGGCCGAGGACGUCCUGUGGGCCAUGGCCAAGCUCGGUUUCGACGACUAUGUUGAGCCCCUCACCGUCUUCCUAAACCGCUACCGUGAAUCCGAGACUGAGCGCACCAAUCCAGGCCGCCACGAGCCCUUUCUGAGGCGCGGUAGCAGCGGUAGCGGUGGAGGUGGUGGUGGUGGAGGAGGCGGUGGUGGUAGUAGUAGUAGUAUUGGCAUGAUGGAGUAUGGGGGUGGUAUUGCUAAUGCUGCUCAUCAUCUUAAUAUCGGUGGUGUUGGGCCUUAUGGGCCGGGCUUCAACUUGGGCCCUUACCCGGGCCCAGGCACACUCGACCCGACGAACGGGUAUUUUCGAGACGGGUCUGGUGGAGUUGGACUUGGAGGCGGAUCCUCUUCACAGAAUGUUUUGGGUGGUUAUGACCCUUUUGCUCAGUUUAAAUGA
Messenger RNA from Morus notabilis, 786 nucleotides. RefSeq names its product nuclear transcription factor Y subunit B-3. Gene Ontology annotation, cellular component: CCAAT-binding factor complex; nucleus. The transcript is spliced from 2 exons. Bases 1 to 786 code for a protein of 261 amino acids. The record is from RefSeq and is a predicted model, not a curated record. Gene Ontology annotation, molecular function: RNA polymerase II cis-regulatory region sequence-specific DNA binding; protein heterodimerization activity; DNA-binding transcription activator activity, RNA polymerase II-specific. NCBI's taxonomy places the organism in Eukaryota, Viridiplantae, Streptophyta, Magnoliopsida, Rosales, Moraceae. Gene Ontology annotation, biological process: regulation of transcription by RNA polymerase II.